AUGUCUACACCAUUAAAGCAUUACGAGUCCAGUGACGGCUUCACGCCGAGCACUAACAAUCGCAGCUCCACUCAUGACUUCGCGUCCCCAUCCACUGCGCUCACGCCUUAUUCGCCAGAGUUGGUGCGCAAGGUGGAGUCGGAUCUUGACGGUCUCAUCAAUGGCCUUAGCCUCAAGUCCAAGGCCGCUCGCAACUCUGUUGAUGAUCCUUUCGUGGGUGACGGCGUGAAGUCCUCCAUCUUCAAUUUGUCUGCCACGGCCGCAGACUAUGCACCACUUACAGCUCCUGCUCCUGCUACCGCUCCACCGUUUGCUCGUAACUCCUCUUCUCAGACUGCUGUUGUCACCCGCCACGUCAAACCAAAUUCUAGCCCUGUUGUUAACUUUACUUUGGCAGAGGUCACCCGAUAUGUGAAGAUCAACGGCCCCCCUGAUGAUGAGGCUGGCAUGACACGCAUUAAAGACGUCAAGACUAUGGAGGCCUCCAUUGCUACCAAAAAACUCGAUGAUGGCUCUUUAAUUUUCCGCUUUGAUCAUGUCAAGGAAGCUCAGAUCGCAUGCAAUACUACACGCAGCCUGUUCAGUAUUGGUUCGUUCCCUCCGGGUUGGUCUGCAGAGUUCGUCACUGCAGCUGACUUCCAUGGUGACCAUUCUCGUGACUACGAAGGCCAACUCAAGGUUGCCAUUACGUACCAAGGAAAAGGCAAGUGCACCGAAGCGCUGCUCCGAGACAUCGCUGUGGCCACGAUUGAGGCAAGCGCUGAAAUUCUGUCUUCCUCUGUCAAGAACUUUGAGGCCGAUAAAACGCUUCUCCUAAUGGACAUUUGGCUCGCCUCCGUCCGUGCUGCUGAGUCCAUCUCCAACAAAUACAACCGCGAGUGGAAAACCUUACCAGAGAAUCCAGACUUUGACUUCUUUGUGGAGCACAAUUGCUCAAAGUAUCCUAUGUCUUCUAAGCCUUGGGUCAGCUCACGUUCCGCUCUUCUAUUCCGUGGACAAGGACAAUUUCUUCCACCAUACAACAAUUACGGCAGCAACACGUUGUACUGUAUCUCCCCUGAAAAGAAAGACUCUAAGGUAGAUAUCGAGGCAAUCGAGAAUGGAGGCGACGUCCGCACCACAGUUAUGAUUCGUAACAUUCCUAACAAGAUCGAUGCCGCAUUGUUCAAAACUAUUCUUGACGAGCAUGUCUUCGGACGCUACGAUUUCUCGUACCUGCGCAUCGACUUCACCAACAACUGCAAUGUUGGAUAUGCCUUUGUCAACUUCAAGAAUCCUCGAGACAUCAUCACCUUGUACAAGGGACUUGUUGGCAAACCAUGGGAGGUUUUCAGCUCCGACAAGAUUGCGGAUGUUUGUUAUGCUACCAACCAAGGUCUUGGUACUUGCAUUGAGAAGUUCCGCAACUCCUCUGUAAUGCUCGAGUGGUCACCUCAUCGCCCUAAGCUGUGGUAUACUCUCGAGGACGGCCCAGAACUAGCCGGCAAGGAGAAGCCUUUCCCAGAGCCAUCAAACCUGCAAAAACUCCACCGCAGCCGCGCUAAUGCAAGCAGCAUUGGAUUGUUCCCCCCACGUGGUGUUCAGGUCAGUGCUCUUGGAUUGUCACCAACACGCGCUACACGUGGUGACUUGCCAAACUUUGGGCCACCAGCCUCAUUUGGUCAAUUUGCCGUCCGCCACUCUAAAGUCGCCACUCCCUUCGUACCUUUUGGGAUGCCAAAUCAAAGUCCUACUUAUGCAACUGACGGAUAUAGCAACAACCCUCAGCUUGCUGCGGCUCCCUAUGGUACAAUGCACUCUUACACACCAAACUCCAGCGCAUGCGCUCGCAGCGGCUUUGUCGGAAUCAGUGAUCCCGUCAUGGGAAACUUCGGCAUUCCUGGAUCUGCUUUCAUGCCUACUACACCGUAUGUUAGUGGUGGUGCUGGUGUGACUGGCCACUUCUAG
Messenger RNA from Verruconis gallopava, 1947 nucleotides. RefSeq lists its product as uncharacterized. The record is from RefSeq and is a predicted model, not a curated record. Bases 1 to 1947 code for a protein of 648 amino acids. Lineage: Eukaryota; Fungi; Ascomycota; Dothideomycetes; Venturiales; Sympoventuriaceae. Gene Ontology annotation, molecular function: RNA binding. The transcript has 3 exons.